AUGCGAUCAUUGGGAGAGCGAUUACAUCUACUCCGAAAGCUUCUCAACCUCCGGAUGGGCCCCGGUGCCGCCAUCCUCCCCUCUGAGGUGUCCCAUAUUCACAUGGACUUUGCCCUGCGAACGCACAACGGCCACAUGGGCGCCAAGAAGUUUUGGCGCGAAAAUCUCCCACGACUCAAGUACCACAAUCCCGCCGUCCCCAUGAUCGUCAACCGCCACGGCCAGAACGAGCAGCCGCCGACCAUGACCGUGUACCUCCGAACCGCCGCCGCCGCCGCGGGUGACGCUCCCGCCGUCGCUCCGCCCGCCUCCUCCCGCGUCGGGCUGUCCAAGGCGCAGCCGCCGGCAAGCAACGAGCGCGUGGUGCACAUCGACAUGAAGGACAAGCACUCGACCAACAUCCUGGAGCAGCUCAUCGCGCAGGUCGGCGCCGUGCCGCUGCGCCCGACGGCGGAGGACACGGCCGAGUGGCAGAGCCUGGAGGAGCUCCGCAAGGUGAGCAACGCCAGCCGCGAUCGCAUCAACGCCAUCAAGGCCGAGAAGGAGAGGGAGGCCAAUAUGUUGCGGCAAGCCCGUGCGGCUGGUGGUGCUACGGAAGAUCCAGCGUAA
Messenger RNA from Cordyceps fumosorosea ARSEF 2679, 609 nucleotides. Its product is annotated as 50S ribosomal protein Mrp49. NCBI's taxonomy places the organism in Eukaryota, Fungi, Ascomycota, Sordariomycetes, Hypocreales, Cordycipitaceae. Gene Ontology annotation, molecular function: structural constituent of ribosome. Bases 1 to 609 code for a protein of 202 amino acids. Gene Ontology annotation, cellular component: mitochondrion. The record is from RefSeq and is a predicted model, not a curated record. The transcript is spliced from 3 exons.